AAAGCAAAAUCUUGCGGCGUUUAUGACACAAGCAAGAAUCAAACGCCAACAACCGCCCUUAUUGCCACCUUUUCUUCGAAAUUGGGAACAACAACCCCGGGUUAUAUCGGUACAAUUUCCAAGCGGAAGAAGAAGUAGAAGUGGAGGAGGAUUCAGAAAAUUGCGGAGAUGAACAAAACCUCCGGUUCUGGAUUCGGUGGAAGUGCGAGCGACAAGCAAAAACGCAACAAGGGGAAGAAAGAAGCUCGCAAACGCGAAAACGGAACCUGGACGGAAUGGCACAACGAGCUGGAGAAAUUUUUGGCGCAACAUCGUGAUUCAAGAACCAAUGCCUCUAUAGACAGAUCUGUUUUGAACACGCUGAAAAAAGUAUUGCGGUGCCAGGCUCCGGAUUGGUGGUGGAAAGGAUUGCAACAAAAAAUGUACCUUCUGGCYAUCAAGGUAUCCAUCGUUUUGACCGAGCAGUAUCCACAGGACUGGGGUGAUCCCGACGACACAGAAUCGGCAAUCGGCGCCCUAGAAGAACUCGCAGAAAUGUCGAAGAUCUUGGUGGCAUCGUCGACUGCAUCUGCAUCCGAUGCAUCUGUAUCGUCAGCCAAAGGUCAUAGUUCCGAAAGCAAAACACUAUCAACGAAAAAAUACGAAAACAACACACACGACAACGGAAGCAUAAACGCGUACAACUGGAUACGAGAUCAGACAUCAAAGAAACGAAGUGUCAAGCAUAAAUUUACGGUGAAGGACAUGUUGCUUCCAAAAGCUGUCCUGCAAUUGAAAGAAGAAGCCAUGGCUGCUAGUAAAAAAUUCAUUGAACAACCCGAAUGCAGCAUGGUGGGAACCCACGAUUACUACCGCCAGAAAAUGCGCCCUUUAGCGUUCUCCAUGGUCGAGGGAUCUUCCUUUGAAAAUCCCAAGCACUAUUAUGCUCCCGGGGGUGGAUGCAAGAGAUACCGACAGAGUAGGUUGCCAAACAGCAAAGSAUCAAGCCCCUCCAAAAGCCAAUCGUCUGCGGCAAUCUUAUGGAAAGAACUUUCUGCCUAUCCAACCGCACUACCUGUUGAGUAUGGGAGYUCCAUUUUUGUUCGAGCAUUAGAGACUGAGCUGGACAAGCUUCGAGUUCUAAUCAUCGGCCCGGAAGAUACCCCUUAUGCGAACGGGUGCUUUUUCUUUGACGUAAUCAUGGGAGACGAUUAUCCGAACAAACCGCCCAAGGUUCAGUUUUUGACAACUACUUCGUUUCUACCAACAGCUUGUGGCAACAAGCGGGUUCGUUUCAACCCCAACUUAUACGCCGAUGGGAAGGUGUGCAUGAGCCUACUUGGGACAUGGACGGGCCCCAGCUGGACGCCCAAGGAAUCAACCCUCCUACAGGUACUUGUGUCUCUACAAAGCCUCAUUCUUGGCACCGCUAAUCCAUUCUUUAACGAACCGGGCUACGAGCGUAUGGAAGGGACACYUUCAGGAGACCGUAAUACAAAGGCUUACAACGUUAUGAUCAGACAGCAGACUUUAAAGGUGGCCAUGCUUCCCUUUCUGUACAACCAGCUUGGMGGUAACGUUAAUGAAUGUUCGGGGAUGAACGACUGCAAAGCUGCCCCAGUUCCGAGAGCAAACGCCUCGAUCAGAGGCAACCACAAACGAAAGAGCUUUUGCAAUGCGUCGUUUCCACCCAAUCACUACUUUUCCGAAUUCAAAGAAGUGAUACAGCAACAUUUUCGAAUUAAGAAGCGAUCGAUACAAACGCAACUUUUCCAAUGGCUAAAAGAGGAUGUUGCAGGAUUGGAGGCUUUGAUCUCCGAAUAUUGGUCAGUGUUUAAUCAACUCGAAGAGCAGCGUAAAAAAUUGUUGUCUGCAUCGAAGCGAUCUAGAACUAUCRCAGGAACGUUUGUAACUGCCUCACCCGCAAUACCGAGAUCAAAAGGUAGAGGCAACAAGGACGAAGCUAUUGAACUACUACCAGACAGCGAAGACGAGAAMAGCAAUAGUGACAAUAACCGAAAGAUGUCAGUAAACACAGUUGAACUACUGGUAGACAGCGACGACGACAACGAGAAUAAUUGCAAAGCAAAGCACGUGGAUUAUCGAAAGCCCCCGACAGCAACUAUUGAACUUUUGGUGGAUAGCGAUGACGACAAUAAUUAUGGCGUUGACGCACAAUCCGUAAGUGAAAAGAAGUCRGCGGCUACGGUUGACCUACAAAUCAAUGAAAAACAGAAAUCUGUGAAUAAUGAAGAUCCUGAUGAAGCGAUUGAGCUACUGACGGACAGUGAAGACAGCARCCAACGAGAUGGCGAAGCGCAGUCUCUAAACUCAAAGAAACCAACAGAAACGRUUGAAAUUCUGAUGGACAGCGACGACGAAAACCCCGCGCAGAAUAAAUAGUUCAAAAAUCUUUCACUAGUGAAAACAUGAAAUUUUGGAACGCAUUCUUGCUGCUACCAACUAUUACUAUUACUAUUACUAUUACUAUUACUAUUACUAUUACUAUUACUAUUACUAUUACUAUUACUAUUACUAUUACUAUUACUAGUAAUCCUAUCAGAACCGAGUGGGCUUUCCCGACUUUUAGCUCAUACUUUUCUUUCAGCAAGCAAAGAGUCAUAGUAUAACAAGGCAGGAUGACAUGGGUGUACUCGAUACUAUCAUAUUUAGGUUGCAAAGGAAGACAAAUAUACCCACGCUAGCAGA
Messenger RNA from Pseudo-nitzschia multistriata, 2688 nucleotides. Lineage: Eukaryota; Bacillariophyta; Bacillariophyceae; Bacillariales; Bacillariaceae. The record is from the annotation of a GenBank genome assembly.